Messenger RNA from Boeremia exigua, 2950 nucleotides. RefSeq lists its product as uncharacterized. The record is from RefSeq and is a predicted model, not a curated record. The transcript has 3 exons. Gene Ontology annotation, molecular function: protein dimerization activity. Lineage: Eukaryota; Fungi; Ascomycota; Dothideomycetes; Pleosporales; Didymellaceae. Bases 485 to 2497 code for a protein of 670 amino acids.
CUCUGAUGACCAACGUCAUGCGCAAUUCGUAGACUCCAUAACAGGGUCGUCGCCGUGACAGAUGGUGCUCCGCUCCUGCCCUCCACUGCGCGCUGCGACCUGCGGUUGGCUGGUCCCACGCACCAGUCUCAAGCGCGGGUGGUCAGGCACUUAGUAAAGUCGUGGGGUGUCUUCUCUAGCCCGUCAGAGCAGGUCAGCCCGCGUUCGCAUAGCCCUCCAUGCCCUCUUAGGCUGUACAGGGUUUGUUCUGGCCUGCGUGAAGAAUCGCUGCAGUCGUCCAAACACUCUCCAAGAGCAGCGCCCCAAGGUACCGCUGCGCUCUCGAGGAGGAGCGCGUCUAGCGUCUUCACUUCGCUUGCGAUUCCACCCGGCGCGGACAGCAGCCCCACCAGCGACGGCGAAGAAAUUGCUCGCGCGUCGUGAAUCGAGACGCUUCCCACCUGCCCACUUGCUGCUCUUCUCCGGCAGUGGCUCGGCGAACGCAAUGGACGGUGCAAAUGCGCAAUCGUGGCAGGGCAUGGACGCCGCGGGCGAUCAGGACUUCGGCAAUCUGAUUGACUUCAACCACUUUGAAGACCUCGACUUGCCAGACUUCAACAACAUCGCCUUCAGCCAUGGCGGGCCGCAGAAUGGCACCAUGGCCGACGCGCUCGACCACCACCUCGACCACCAGUUCCCCCCGCAAAUUUCCCAGAAUCAUGGGGACGGCGCAAACGGCACGCAGCAGGCGCAUGGAGCCAUGGGGACCCACAGCGUGCCCCAGUCGAACGUGAAUGCCAACUUCUUCGACUAUGGCAUGUCGCAGUUCACCCAUGCUGGCACACCUGUCUUCUCGCAGCCGCCCGAACAGGCCUAUCGUCCGCACCAUGGCGUCCCUCCCACGCCUAACAGUGUGGAGAUGCACGGCGACCCGCACCGCUACGUGCAGCAGAUGGACCAGCAGGCUGCCUACGACCAGAGGUACCACAUGCGCAAAGACGAUGCCUCAUUUACCCCACUAGUCUCCCCAGCAGUCACCCCUCACGACUUACGGUUCCAAAUACCCGACUUCACCGUACCGGGUGCCUACUUCAGCCCCCUCACGUCGCCCGCACUCAAUGCGCAGGCCCACCAACAUGCGCAGUCGCAGCUACACUCGCAGGCCUCGACCUCGGUUAGCUCAACAGGGCACUCGCCCAUUGACGUCGACAUGGAUUUGCUGGGCGAGCCUGCCAUGACCCAGCCAUCUGAGCAGAGGAGGAGCCUACGGACGAAGAGGACUGCACCCAGAGCGGCCCCUGCAAAUCGCAUACGGCAGUCGCCCAUUGUGAGACCCGGCAGACGGAAACCUACAGUCUCGAUGCAGCUCCCGCCCAAGGAGGUCAGCGAGCUCAUGCAAGAGGCACGCAAUGGGCUCGAUGUCCCGCGCAGCCGUGAUUACUCGGAAACCGACUCUAUUUCUCCUGAACCCAUGCUCUCAGAUAUGCGACCACCUCCGCUCCCAGGGUCUGUCAAGAACUCGCCAGCUCUGAUUGCGCAGAAUUGUCAAGGAGCCGCACCUGCCACACCUGCCACACCUGCUUCCCUGAUGCGUAUACAUCCCUCGCCACAAUUCGAUAUCUUGAUGAAUGCACCACCUAUGCUGGAGGAUCUCGCUCUGCCUGAAGCAUCACUGGAGUCAAGGCCAUCAUUAUCCAGGAUAGACACAGCCUUUCGCGAUGCAGAUCAUGACACACCACGUAUGUCUGCGCGUAAGACCCCUAAAAUGGGUCCACUCAGCACCCCUGGCGCAGCCAUGUCGAAUAAGCCAAGCCCCAUGCUUGACGCCAUGUCAACACCCACGAGCCCGGCAUUUUCAAUGAUCUCUGGGAAAAAGGUAGAGGCAAAGGGUCGCAACUUGAAGAAGAGGGGUAGCGUCAGUUCAAGUCUGGUCAGUCCAGCGUUGAGGCCGAAGAUAUCACCGAGCAUCAGGCCUAUGAUCGCAGCUGGGGAGUCGGGCACCUCGGACAACACUCAUGCCCUUCUUCUGGCCUCGAAAUCUAACUAUCAGAACAUCCUUGACGGCACCACAGUACCGGGUGUCUCUUACCCGGCAUCCCUCUCAACAAACCUUACUUCGAAACGCACUUCUCACAAAAUCGCUGAACAAGGCCGCCGAAACCGGAUCAAUACUGCUCUCCAGGAGAUGCAAGACCUUCUCCCUCCCGGCUCGCAAGCGGCCUUACCGGAUGCCAAGAGUCCUGAGACCGCUGCCCAAUCAAACAACUCCAAAGCCGCGAAGGUGGAGAGUGCCAUCGAGUACAUCAAGCACCUCAAGGGCGAGGUGUCGGCGAAAGACAGAAUGCUUGAGCAGAAAGAUGCUGAGAUGGAGUCAUUGAGGAAGCAGUUGGCUCAGUUGCGACGGGGCAGCUCGGUGGGUGUCAGCUCAAACGACAGCCCUGUGGAGUCUGCCGUUGGCAGUACUGCGGAACUGAAGAUGGAACCGGCUGCCACACCCGCAGCUUCUGAUGAGACUUGAAAAAGAAGGAGGAAUCAGGCAUUAUCAUCCUACUACCGGUCUUGAACCGCGGCCAUAUACCCGGCACCGGGGCCCAGCUCCUGUUUCAACACUGCUCGCACCUGCAGCACGAGAUGAAAGAAUCACAAGCGUCGAUCUGUUUGCUUGUCGCAUACCGCAUGCUUCAUCAGUUUCAUGCUCAUACACAGACUCAGUGCAAGCCACUCGGAAGCCUUGCACAGGCAGGAUAAUAUCUAAUAGAUAGUCAUCACAAAAGCAAGCUUGACUAUAAGGCCGCUUGCCAAACAAUCAAUUAAAAGCUCGUCAAUGUAUUCAUUGACAGCCCUGGUUCCAAGGCACUAUGAUCGUAUGUGAAUGAAGCGGGGUAUGGAUAUACACCACACGACAACAAAGUAGGGAAGAUACUAAAAAACUCUGUAGAAUACUUUGUUGGCUACAAUAAUAAUUCGUAAC